AUGGCAGCUGAGGACGCCUUCGAAAUCCGCCCCGUCAAGGGCAAAGGCGUCGGCGUCUUCGCCACGCGCCCCAUCGGCCGCGGCACGCUGUUGAUCAGCGAAGCCCCGCUCUUCACCACGGCCUCGCUCACCAACCCUGCUACCUUCGAGCGAGACCUCGGACGCAUCAUUCGGGAAUUACCCAAGGAGUCGCAGCGCGCGUUCCUCUCCCUGCACAACAACAGCCCGGGAUCGGAGCCUUUCUCCAACAUCAUGCGCUCAAACGGCUAUCCGCUCGGCCCGGGCAGCGACGUGGGCGGCAUCUUCCCGCUGGUGGCGCGCAUGAACCACGCUUGCAACGCGAACUGCCAGCAUGCGUGGGACGCACGGCUGGGCCGGCAGCAGGUGCACGCGGUUAGGGAUGUGGCGGAGGGGGAGGAGCUGACGCUGGCGUAUCACGUUGGGGGACCCAAGAAGGAGCGGCAGGCCGCGUUGAAGACCUACUUUGGAUUUCAGUGUGAGUGCGAACUAUGUUCAUUGCCUAAAGCGGAGUCGCAGGCGAGCGAUGAGCGGAUGGAGGCGAUGGCGCGAUUGGAUGAGGCGAUUGGCGUGCCGGGUAGGCCGCCCAUGGAGGCGUUGGCGGACUGCAAGGAGAUCCUGCGCUUGUACGGGGAGGAGCGCGUCGUGGACUUGCGGGUGCCAAGGGCGUACUAUGACGCCUUUCAGAUCUGUGCGAAGCAUUCGGAUGAGGCGCGGGCGGCGGUCUUUGCCAAGCGCGCCGAGGAGGCGAGGAGAGCAUGUGAGGGGGCGAGCGAGGAGGCUGAAAACCUGCAGAGUCUCGCUGCGAAUCCGCGGCGGUGGGAGGGCUUUGGAAAGACGAAGAAGCUAAAGACUGUCAAAGAGGAUAUGCCAUCCGCGCUGAGUGGAAAGGCCUUUGAGAAGUGGCUGUGGCGAUCGUAG
This is a messenger RNA of Cyphellophora europaea CBS 101466, 939 nucleotides long. RefSeq lists its product as uncharacterized. The record is from RefSeq and is a predicted model, not a curated record. Gene Ontology annotation, molecular function: protein binding. The coding region runs from base 1 to 939 and encodes 312 amino acids. The transcript has a single exon. NCBI's taxonomy places the organism in Eukaryota, Fungi, Ascomycota, Eurotiomycetes, Chaetothyriales, Cyphellophoraceae.